Molecule: messenger RNA, 6693 nt
Organism: Heteronotia binoei (common prickly gecko)
Lineage: Eukaryota; Metazoa; Chordata; Lepidosauria; Squamata; Gekkonidae
Product: protocadherin-11 X-linked-like
Exons: 8
Coding region: 310-4047 (1245 amino acids)
Biological process (GO): homophilic cell-cell adhesion
Cellular component (GO): plasma membrane
Molecular function (GO): calcium ion binding
Source: RefSeq, a predicted model, not a curated record
CCAAGGAUUUGGGUUUGAUACCCCAUGGGGCGCUUAGGGGCUGGCUUGAAGGCAGCGAGGAAGCAUGGCUGAGGAGUUGCUGUAGCCGGAGAUUCUCUCUCCUAUGAAGGAAUUCAAGGCUCCUUUGAAUUUUAUCCCUAAGACUCAUGAAACACAUUGACAUGCAUCAUGUUGGGGAUUACUGGUCUCAAAGCACUCGCUGCGGUGGUUGUCUUGUAAAGGGAGCGGAACCGUAGUCUCUGCUUCUCCUUUCCUUAAUUGACAGUUCUCCUUGGCAUUUGGCUAGACAACUCCUUAGCCAUUCUGGAGAUGGACUUGCUUUCCGGGACUUACCUCUUGGCAGUCUUGUUAGCCUGCAUCGUGUUUCAGUCUGGUGCACAGGAGAAGAAUUACACAGUACGGGAAGAGCUGCCAGAAAAUGUCCUAAUUGGCAAUUUGCUUAAGGACCUCAACCUGACCCUGGAUCCCGAUGUGCCCCUCUCAUCGCCUCUUCAGUUCAAGCUUGUGUACAAAACUGGGGAUGUUCCGCUGGUCCGCGUGGAGGAGAAUACGGGAGAAAUAUUCACCACUGCCAACCGCAUUGAUCGGGAAAAGCUUUGCUCUGGCAUUUUUAGUGAGAAUCGUUGUUUUUAUGAGGUAGAAGUUGCCGUCCUGCCUGAUGAAGUCUUCAGGCUAGUCAAGAUCAGGUUCCUGAUUGAGGAUAUAAAUGACAACGCUCCUCUUUUCCCAUCCACGGUCAUUAAUAUCUCCAUCCCCGAGAACACAGCCAUCAAUUCCCGUUACUCUGUCCCAUCGGCAAUCGAUCCUGACAUUGGAGUGAAUGGCAUUCAGCACUAUGAACUCCUUAAGCCAAAAACAGCUCCCAAAAGGACCUUUGGAUCAAUUACAAAUGAACAGGGUCAAAAUGUUUUUGGACUUGACAUUAUUGAGACACCUGAGGGAGACAAGUGGCCCCAGCUGAUAGUCCAGCAGAUUCUCGACAGGGAACAAAAGGACACCUAUGUGAUGAAGAUUAAGGUGGAGGAUGGUGGAAACCCAGCAAGGUCCAGCACUGCCAUCCUCCAAGUCACAGUCACCGAUGUAAAUGAUAACCGCCCAGUGUUCAAGGAGAACGAUAUUGAAGUCAGCGUUCCUGAGAAUGCCCCUGUCGGUACGUCUGUUUCUCAGCUCCAUGCUACUGAUGCUGACCUGGGAUCAAAUGCCCAGAUCCACUUUUAUUUCAGCAGCCAGAUCUCCAAUUUGGCCAAAAGACUUUUUGCCAUUGAUAACACCACAGGUCUUAUCACUAUCAAGGAGCCGCUAGACCGGGAGGAAUCUCCAGUGCACAAGUUAACAGUCUUGGCAAGUGAUGGCAGUUCAACACCCUCACGAGCAACAGUGACGGUGAAUGUCACUGACAUUAAUGACAAUAUCCCAUCAAUUGACACCAGGUACAUUAUCAAUCCUGUGAAUGGGACUGUGCUUUUGUCAGAGAAAGCUCCACUCAAUACUAAAAUUGCCCUGAUUACAGUAAUGGAUAAGGAUGCUGACCUCAACGGGAAAGUUACCUGUUUCACAGACCAUGAUGUGCCAUUCAGGUUAAAGCCUGUGUUCGAUAAUCAGUUUCUGCUGGAGACAGCCACAUUCCUAGACUAUGAGGCCACACGGGAAUAUGCUAUUAAAAUAGUGGCUUCUGAUUCAGGGAAACCACCAUUGAACCAGUCUGCAAUGCUCCUCAUCAAAAUCAAAGAUGAGAAUGACAAUGCUCCAGUGUUCACCCAGCCCAUUAUUGGACUCUCUAUCCCUGAGAACAAUGCUCCUGGAACCCAGCUGACCAAGAUAAGUGCUACAGAUGCAGACAGCGGUCGUAAUGCUGAGAUCAGUUACAUGUUGGGCUUGGAUGCACCCCCCAUUUUUAAUCUGGAUCGUCGUACCGGCAUUCUGACUGCAGUGAGAAAGCUGGAUAGGGAAAAACAGGACAGGUAUUCAUUCACCGUGCUGGCAAAAGAUAAUGGCAUGCCACCCUUGCAGACCAAUGCCACUGUGACAGUUUCAGUCUUAGACCAAAAUGACAACAGCCCUGCUUUCACACACAACGAGUAUAAUUUCUAUGUACCAGAGAAUCUACCAAUGUAUGGCACGGUUGGACUCAUCACUGUGACAGAUGCAGACUCAGGGGAGAAUGCUGCAGUGACCUUGUCUAUAUUAAAUGGCAAAGAUAAUUUCAUUAUUGAUCCUCUCACUGGAGUCAUAAGACCUAAUAUUACCUUUGACAGAGAGCAGCAAGGGUCUUACACUUUUCAGGUGAAGGCUGUGGAUGGAGGAAGGUUACAGCGUUCAUCAACUGCCAAAGUUACCAUCAAUGUUGUUGACGUUAAUGACAACAGACCUGUUUUUGUCAUCCCUUCAUCUAACUAUUCCUACGAUUUAGUUCCAAUGUCCACUAGCCCAGGCUCUGUAGUGACUAAAGUGUUUGCCAUUGACAACGAUACGGGGAUGAAUGCAGAACUUCGUUACAGCAUUAUUGGUGGGAACUCAAGGGGCUUGUUUAUGAUUGACCAGUUGACAGGCAAUGUUACUUUGAAAGAGAAAGUCAUUUCAUCAGAUCAUGGAUUACACAGGCUGGUUAUCAAAGUCAAUGAUCUGGGACAGCCUGAGUCUCUAUAUACUAUAGCCUUGGUGCAUUUAUUUGUGAAUGAAACUGUCACCAAUGGAUCCUAUAUUCAAGAAUUAGUACGCAGAAAUAUGGAAACACCAGUUGGCCAGAAUGUUGGGGAUGGUGAGAUCACCCCCCAGACUAAUGAUUAUGUCAAGAUCAUCAUUGCUAUCAUUGCAGGUACCAUGACGGUAAUCCUAGUCAUUUUUGUGACUGCUUUGGUACGGUGCCGUCAAACUCCCAGGCACAAAGUUGUCCAGAAAAGCAAGCAGAGCGGCGAGUGGGUUUCUCCAAACCAGGAGAACCGCCAGAUCAAGAAAAAGAAGAAGAAGAAGAAACGCUCCCCGAAAAGUCUUCUUCUCAACUUUGUAACAAUUGAAGAAUCUAAACCUGAUGAUCCUGGCCAUGAACACAUCAAUGGCACUUUGGACAUUCCUGUAGAGUUAGAAGAACAGACUAUGGGAAAAUACAACUGGGCCACCACACCGACCACCUUUAAGCCUGACAGCCCAGAUUUAGCAAAGCACUACAAGUCUGCCUCGCCGCAGCCCACCUUCCAAAUUAAACCUGAGACUCCAGUGCCCCCGAAGAAGCACCAUGUCAUUCAGGAACUGCCUCUGGAUAACACCUUUGUGGUGGGCUGUGAUUCACUCUCUAAGUGCUCCUCCAGUAGCUCGGACCCUUACAGUGUCUCCGAAUGCAGCUGUCAGGGAGGAUUCAAGACUCCGGGCUCUAUUCAUACCAGACAGCAUUCAAAAGAAGUGGGAAGACCACAGUCUCCAUUGAAGGAAACAAGUCUAGAAUCAUGGACUCAGCCACAGUCACAGCGCCGAGUCACAUUUCAUCUACCAGAUGGCUCUCAGGAAAGCUGCAGUGACAGUGGGUUAGGAGACCAUGAGCCCAGCAGCACCGCAAGUACGUCUCAUCCAUUACCACUUGGCUUCCCACAAGAGGAGUACUACGAACAGACAUCACCUAACAGUCGGACAGAAGGAGAUGGCAAUUCAGACCCAGAGUCCACCAUUGAAGUGAACCUCCAGAAAGCUCUAGCUGAAGCCUCUGAAACGUGCACACAGGAAUGCCUCAUCCUUGGCCAUUCUGACAACUGCUGGAUGCCUCCGUCCUUGACACAGUACCAACAAUCCAACCCUCCUUUGCCAUCCUUUGGUUUCCAGCAAGGGUGGGGAAGAGGAGCUGUGCCUGAGGGAAGACAUACCCUUGGAAGGCCCAUUCCUAAAGAUGAUACUGACAAAGGCCAAGGGGGACCCAGGCCUCAGUUCUACAACACCUGUGAAAGACAUUGCACCAGCGAAGACCCAGUCAAAGUUAUUCCUCUUGCAAACUUCAUUCCUGCCCAGGUGACAGUCGUGCCUGGGAGUAACACCACUUUGAUCCAUGAGCACCAGCUAUAAAAGCUUAACUUGACAAAUCCAAGCUAUUUCGGGCUUUAAAGUGUGAGUGUAUAUAGUCUCAGCUUGACACAGUUUUAAUGUAUAUGCAAACCCGUUGAGGUUUGUAGAUAUUUAUGUACAUAGGAUUCUAAAUUGAAGCUGAAGAGCUGUAUCCUAAGUAAUGCAUUAAAGGGAAUAAGGCUUAUUUCAUAAAUAACAGUAUGCAAAAACAAAAGGAGUUGGGGUGGGAGGGGAAUAUGUUUCUUUGCCCAGUUAGUUGUCAUGGAACAAAUUAUUUCUUUAGGACAAGGUUGGUCUUCCUCUUAUUGGAAAUUCUUUAGAGUGUUCUGGACAUGAUCAACACAGUGAUAGUAAAUAGAAAGGAAAGGAAGACUUUCAGAUUGACUCUUUGGUUUCAGGUCAUUGUUAUAUAUCAUUUAUUAUCCAAAGAGGCUAAUUAGUAAAUACUUGUCCAGAAAACCUUGUGAUUCUUCAUAAGAACAUCCAAAUAGAGAAGUAAUUUGUAAUUGUUCCCAUUAUACUUACCAAUGGUAAAUCUCAAAGUAGUGCUUUGGAAUAAUGGAGAGAGCAGAUAUGUUGAUGCACAUAUAGCAUUCCAACACAUUAGUACAGUCUCCAUGAUUCUCGGAUCUGUACACAAAUGUAUCUGCAUAGAGCACUUGCAAUAAUGCACAUUUCCAUGAUAAUCCAGCAGCCUUGGAGACAGGGAGGAAUCCGCACUGUCCUGAAUCUUCUGGCUAGACUGAUGGAGGGAGAGGGGCUUUUGUUGUCAAAGGACAUCAUACAGAUCUUGGGGGAGAGGACUGAGUGACUUUGUAUGACAUAGGACUGUAGCAGAUCUCCAUCUUUUCUCAUAGACAUUUUGUUGUAGUCCUCUCUCUUCUCCAUUCCUGAAAGAUUAGUACUGACGCAAAAGGUGGAACAAGGUUUAUCCAUUUAUUUUGCACCCUCUAAAUAUUAUCCCAUUUGGGGCUAUUUUCUGGCGAAGGGGGCACAAAAAAAUAUUUGUGGGGAGGAUUUGUCUCACCUGGUCCAGGCAUCAUGUUUUUCUUCUUCAUGACCUGAUCCCACUACCAUGGAAGACUUUUGGUAACCAAUAUAGAGGAAACCACCACCUGAUUUUGUAGGUAGACAAAAGACUACCUAAGCUUACCGUGGGAGAAACUAGAUGCAUUGCUUUUCAUCCAUUAUUUUCUCCAGCCCAGUUUUGAUCAGCUUUUUGUGUAACAUUCCAAAAAAUCUCCCUACCAAGUGAGCAGUUCCUUAAUUUCAAACAUGUUGCACCAAAGCCCAUUUUUCUGCUCUCAGAAAGGUGUCAUCUUCCAGCCAUGGAUCCAUCAUUAGCCUGUAUGGUUUUAACAAGUGGCUGUUUCUAAGAAUGGCCAAAAAACUUUUUUAAAAAGCAAAGCAAAACAUAGAAUGAAAUAAGGAGGUAGAUCUUUAUGAAUUGUGUUGUGCCUUGGCAGUAAGCUAGUGUCCGCUAGAAAACAUCACAGUGAUUGUUAAUAAUAUAUGUCAUCAGUUCCUGUAGGUUUCACUAUAUAACCUCACACACUGCACGCUAAACCUUUUUAGGCAAAAGAACUCUGGAUACUUUAUCUUAGCUUAUACUGAAGCAAAUCACUGAAUUAGCCUAAAGAAUGAGAGAACUGGGAAGCAAAUGUUUGACAGAUGUAAUUAUGAAGUCCCCUCUCAUUAUGUUAUUCUGCAGCAGCUCAAGGUGAUGUACCAGGAAAGAGUAGACAUUUGUGACUGAUUUCUGUACACUGGCUUUCAUAUAUCCCAUAAUGAGACUGAGCAAAUCUUAUACUGGGUACAAGGAAGAUGUCUAAAAAAAAAAGAUAAAACACUCAUGAUCUCCUUGUAUUUUGUUUCUCCUCAGCCUUUGAUUCAUGCACAGUCUUGUAUGUUUUGCAUCCAAAUAACCUGUCUUUGUAACACAAUCAGUUCACUUUCCUAGCUGCAGUUUUGCUAUAAAAAGACAAUCGAAAUUUGAUGGGGAGAAGGAAGCAAUGUGUGAUUAUUAAUUUUUUCCCCUCUCCUUUCCUUGUGAAGAGAAUUCUGUGUAGGCUCAUCAAUGUUACUUAAAAUCUGUAAUUUAUGAACAAAACUUGGUGUGUACAAUUGCUGUAAUAUAAAUUGCUUGUAAAUCUAUAGAAAUUCCCAUUGUUGAGGGUCCCAAUGAAUGCUGAGAGAGCUUCUCUUCAUUUUGUGCCCAGCAGGUAUAAGUAGCUUUAUAUAUUGUUGUCCCCACUGUUAAUCUACUCAGAACACAUUUUGUUUUAAUGUGUAAAGUUUAAAAAAGAGAGAAAAGAAAUGUCACUUUUAACCUUCCAAUAGUAUUUAAACGAAGCCUCAGGCUAUUGAAUAGUAUAUCUUUUUUUUUUUUCCCCUGAGUUUUCUGAAGUGUUUUGGCUAAGGUGUGGCACUCUGGGGUCCAGCUGCAUGCAGAUUCUGAAAUACAUGUUAAUCCUUCAGAUACUGACACUAUUGCACAAUGUUAAUUCAGGCACAGUUAAAGGCAUUUGGUAAAUUAAUUCAGAGCUAAUCUAUAUGUACAAAAUGUUACCAAUUAUUCAUGACAAUGUUGGAGCCACAUUUAAAAGCUUCUGUGUUGUUUUAAUAAAUAAUCUCCAUAGGCCUGAA